Molecule: messenger RNA, 840 nt
Organism: Mytilus trossulus (common blue mussel)
Lineage: Eukaryota; Metazoa; Mollusca; Bivalvia; Mytilida; Mytilidae
Exons: 7
Coding region: 1-840 (279 amino acids)
Source: RefSeq, a predicted model, not a curated record
AUGAAUAUUAUAUCUAGAUUUGAAUGUCAAAAUAACCAUGAGAUACUACCCAGUUAUAUAACUGACGAUGAAAUCAGUGUGUCUCAAUAUCUCAAGUCUUCGUCUGAUAACAUUGAGUAUUACUGGGAGAUUGGAAACGUCAAACAGGUGGCUUUGAAUACAGAAGUAGCUGCAACACCUAUCAAGGAUUUGACUUCAAAUGCCACUGUUGUUGAUACUAGUCCAGCUGAAUGGGUAAAUAUUGGUAUUGAAACAAAUGCUAAUGGUUCUCAAGUAAAGCAAACUUUUGAUGAACUAUGGGAAAUGUACCUAAAUCCUGACUAUAAAGAUGAUUCAGCACAAAUUGAAAUAAUACAGCAACUCACAAACUUCUCUAGUAUAUUAAGUAAUGUCUCUGAAUCUGUUGAUGGCACAUCUACUGUGAAUUUAGACCAAGUUGCUCACAGUAUUGGUACUGUACUAGAUAACAAGAACUUUGCUAGUAAUGAAACUGCGUCAAAUGCGUUCAACGGAAAUCUGGUCCUUUUGGAAAAGCUGGUGCUGCUAGCUAACAAUGAGACUUAUCCAAAAUAUGAGGACUAUAUUACUACUUGUGAAGCCAGUUUAAGAGUACUGAACAAUGCAUUGGAGGCCAUAUUGCCUAAGAUGUCAGUGGAAACACCAAGCCAGUUAGACAUCUAUUCAAUAAUGUCAGACAUCUCUAGCAGACAAGAAUUUACUGAACAGAAUGAUGCUGAUCUGACUGCUGCGGAAAGAGGAUUCAUUGCUUCACAAAUUGCUAGGAAGAAUGAACUGGAAGUUGAAAUAAAAAAUGAUGUAGAAAAGAGAGGAAAUUGGUAA